Molecule: messenger RNA, 1684 nt
Organism: Achroia grisella
Lineage: Eukaryota; Metazoa; Arthropoda; Insecta; Lepidoptera; Pyralidae
Product: 4-hydroxyphenylpyruvate dioxygenase-like
Exons: 9
Coding region: 109-1251 (380 amino acids)
Biological process (GO): L-tyrosine catabolic process
Cellular component (GO): Golgi membrane; endoplasmic reticulum membrane
Molecular function (GO): 4-hydroxyphenylpyruvate dioxygenase activity
Source: RefSeq, a predicted model, not a curated record
UAACUGUUGAUUCUUAACAGACACUCCGAGCGACGUAUACGUUGUUGUUUUGUGGUAGAUAACUAAUAAUAAAGAUUUACUAAUAAAAGUUUGGCUGUUCUUAAAAUAAUGACUUCAUAUACAGACAAAGGGAGGAAGCCAGAGAAUGGAAAGUUUCUAUCAUUCGAUCAUUUGACCUUCUGGGUAUCAAACGCGAAACAGGCAGCCAGUUACUAUGUCACGCGUUUUGGUUUCGAGUGUCUCGCAUACAGUGGCCUCGAGACGGGCUCCAGAAAAAUUGUAUCCCACGCCGUUAGAAUGAAUAAGAUAAUAUUCGUGUUCCAAGCACAAUACGAACCUGAAGAGACGGAGUUCUCGAAUGAGGUGGCGUACCACGGGGACUUCGUGAAGGAUGUAGCAUUCCAGGUGGAGAACCUGGACUACAUCGUGGAGUACGCGAGGAAACAAGGCGCCGAGAUCUUAAGGGACAUUUGGGAAGAAAGUGACCAGUACGGUACUGUGAGGAGGGCAAUUUUAAAAACGUAUGGUGACAACACCCACACAUUGGUCGAUAGAACGAAGUACAGAGGUCCGUUUUUACCUGGUUAUGUUGCUUUACCUCCUGAUCCGAUACAUAAAUUCUUGCCAAAAGUAGAAAUCAACUUUAUCGACCACGUGGUUGGGAACCAACCAGAUAACGAGAUGGAAACGGCUGCGUCUUGGUACGAAAGAUGUCUACAAUUUCACAGAUUUUGGUCAGUCGACGAUAAGCAAGUCUGCACUGAGUAUUCAGCACUGCGGUCAGUCGUGAUGGCAAAUUGGGAGGAAAACGUGAAGAUGCCUAUUAAUGAACCGGCCAUCGGCAAAAAGAAGAGCCAGAUCCAAGAGUAUGUGGAAUAUCACGGCGGAGCCGGGGUGCAGCACAUAGCUAUCAACACCGAGGACAUUGUAUCCACUAUUGAAAAACUACGUGCGCGUGGCGUUGAAUUCCUCAGCAUACCUUCAAAAUAUUACAAGCUCAUCCGGGAAAACUUGUCUCGCAGCAAAGUGAGGGUUGCAGAGAGUAUUGAUAUACUGGAACGUCUGAAUAUCCUCAUAGACUAUGAUGAUGAGGGGUACCUGCUCCAGAUAUUCACGAAGAACACACAGGACCGACCCACACUAUUUUUGGAGGUUAUACAGAGGCGAAAUCAUAACGGAUUCGGCGCAGGCAACUUCAAAACUUUGUUCGAAUCUAUAGAAUUGGAGCAAGACAAGCGUGGCAACUUGUAAAUAUGAGAUAUUUUAAUUACAUACUAGGUAAUAUUAAACAAAAGCAGAGCUAAUAAUAAACCUGAUUUAAUAUUAAUUGACGCUUACAUUAAAUCUAGAUUUAUUUUACGAAAAAUACCUUAUAAUACAAUUUAUAUAUUUUUUUAUUUUUAUAUAAAUUAAUAAUAAAAUUAUUACCUAUAUAACUUUUAUUAAAGAUAUAUUAAUUUCUAACCUCAGAAGUCGAGGACAUCAUAAUCAAUAUGUACAAAAUAUGUGAAAUAUAAAUUAUAAAAUAUAUUUUAUUUAUUUUUAUUAUUAAAUCAAACUACAUAGGCAUGUACUUAGUUGUCAAACAUUGUUAGAAAUGUUUUCUAUAGUUACAAAAAAUAAUUAAAUAUAAGUAAAAAAAUGUGUUUGAUAUAUGUACCAACUUUCUAUAAAACUUAUUACA